This is a messenger RNA of Didymodactylos carnosus, 369 nucleotides long. Lineage: Eukaryota; Metazoa; Rotifera; Eurotatoria; Philodinida; Philodinidae. The record is from the annotation of a GenBank genome assembly.
AUGGAUAUUGUAAUAAAUUCUAGAGUAAAUGGAAUAUACAUUACUUAUAAUUGUAGGAAAAACUUGUGUAAUGGUCAGGAUGCUUUUGAUCAAGCACGUCAUCUAAUACAAUCGUCAUCAUUGUUAGAAAUACCUGAUCUUAUACCAACAACGCCGGUAAUGACCACAAGUACAAUGGUUACUACCACAACGUCAGUUACAACUGCACCAAUAUCAUCCAGUGUAGCACCAUCGUCAACAUCAUCAAGGCAAAGAGAAACAACCAUUACAUUAUACUCCGUUGGCGGUCAACUUAAGUAUGGUUAUUAUGUUCUGUUAAUCGCUGUCAUAAUAACAUAUUUAUCAAACAUUACUCGAAGAAAGAGCUAG